Molecule: messenger RNA, 939 nt
Organism: Stylophora pistillata
Lineage: Eukaryota; Metazoa; Cnidaria; Anthozoa; Scleractinia; Pocilloporidae
Source: RefSeq, a predicted model, not a curated record
AUGGCUUCUUCUGAGGGCGUGCCCAAUGUAAACAUUCAGUAUUCGGAUUAUUUUGUGGGUCUGGAGGGUCCUGUGAAGUCAAGGUACCACGGAAAAAUAACUGUUUGUGGCUUCGACCCAUAUGCGUUGAGGAAAAGUGAUUUCUCCGAAAACAUCGAACUCCUGCCGAACGUUCAAUAUCCGGAUAUUGUCAAUUACUUGGUAGUGCAAACCUCGUGGGCUACAAAAACCCAAAUGAAGGCCUACAAAUCGAUGGAAGCGUACAAUUUCUUUGUGUCUGGAUGGGUGAAUACUCUAUGCAUGCGAUCUGUUGAUACCGAUAAAGUUGUUGUGUUCGCCAGAGUAAAUCACUCACAGAGAGCCCGGGACACCCCACUUAGAACAUGGUUUCUUGCAGAAAAAUGUGGAACUGUAAUUGCUGCCCAUUGUGAUUGCAUGGCAGGGUUAUGUGAAGGGUGUUCUCAUGUUGGGGCAGUGCUUUUUGCUGUGGAGGCUGGUGUUAGAAUUAGAGAUUCUUCCACAAGCACACAGGAAAAGAACAAAUGGCUUCUCCCCAGUCAUAUGAAAGAAAUCCCCUACUUGCCUGUUAGUGAGAUGGAUUUUACCUCUGCUAAAAAGAAGCAUGAAUUGAUGGUAGAAAAACAGGUUACUCCUAUGGCCACUAGAUCUAACCCUGGGAUCCAAAUAACCAGGACACCUGCUCCAACCCCAGAGGAGCAUAAAAAUUUUUUUACAAGUAUCUCUGGCUGUACAGUAAAACCAGCAGUCUUGUCCCUUGUCACACCUUUUAAUGAGCAGUAUAUAUGUAAAGAAAUUGACAAUAUACCCAAGCCCUUGCCCAUUAGCUUGUUUAAAGAAGAGUGUAUGCAGUUAGACUACAUGGAGUUGCUGCGGCAGUGUCGACAAGUAUCGCUUGAGAUUACACCUGAUGACUGUUGA